Molecule: messenger RNA, 1024 nt
Organism: Astrephomene gubernaculifera
Lineage: Eukaryota; Viridiplantae; Chlorophyta; Chlorophyceae; Chlamydomonadales; Astrephomenaceae
Source: the annotation of a GenBank genome assembly
GUUAUAUUUUCGACCCACGUCCUCACAAGGCUUUCAGGAGCCGGUGUACCGAGGAGUGCGUACUGGUAAACCCUCCUAAAGCUGUCUCUCGCCAACCGCGAUUCAAAUUUCAGUGCCGUACGCGGUUGUCUGCGGCGACGAUCGCAAAGUUAUCCAAGUCUUGAUCCCAUAACCUUACGCUGGAACACAAAUAAGUUCUGCCGGAAAUUUAUUCCUCAAUCAAUCCGCAAACUAUGAGAGGUCUGUCAUCAUAAAACCACCGGAGUGCAGUAAACGCCUGGGAGCAUCACUAUGCUUUGGCAGCGUGGAUCAUGUCUGUUAAUAAUUGGAUUAAUACUCUCUCAGGCCUGGGAUUCGCAAGGAUGUUACAAGCGUUUGGCACAACACGGACAGUUUCCGCUCCUUUACAUCGACGAUUGCGCAUCCAACUACGAUUUAGGACUGCUAGUAGGAUCCACCUUCAGUUCAAUGAUUAAGGAGCGACUACGUGACAGCAUCGCGUUCGAAAAAGUCACGUCCUACUGCGCCACCGCCUGGGGCCGCCAGCUGCUGUCGGGGCUGCAGCCGCUGCACGCCGCCGCCUACCCCGCCUACAUGGCGGAGCUGGCGGGGCUGGCGGCGGGGAGCGAGCUGCCCUUUGAGCAGAUCUUUAUGUUGAACCUGCGUCAGGAGAUCCUGGCAGCAGCGGAGAACCCCGACCUGCGACUCACGCUGCAGCACCGGCUGGAGGAGGCAGCUGCGGCACGAAGCGGCGGCAUGGGUGGCAGCAGCCGCCACAGCAUUAGGGGAGGUGCAGGCGCGCGGUCGGAGGCAGAAGAAGGAUUGCGAUCGGCUCGGAUGCCUGUGGCAGACGGCGCAUGUGGCGACAAUGAUGGUUGCGGCGACAGCGGCAGCGGCGGUGCGGGCAUGGAGGGCGAAAUGAGCAGCAGCAGAGGCGGUGGUGGGCUUGGGGGUAGUGACGACGACAGCACGGAGCAGCAGUGGGUGGACCCGGCUUCCGUGGACGCAUGCAGCGAUGUGGGGG